This is a messenger RNA of Prionailurus viverrinus (fishing cat), 1623 nucleotides long. RefSeq names its product decapping exoribonuclease (gene DXO). Gene Ontology annotation, biological process: nuclear-transcribed mRNA catabolic process; NAD-cap decapping. Lineage: Eukaryota; Metazoa; Chordata; Mammalia; Carnivora; Felidae. The transcript is spliced from 7 exons. Gene Ontology annotation, cellular component: nucleus; cytosol. The record is from RefSeq and is a predicted model, not a curated record. Bases 369 to 1562 code for a protein of 397 amino acids. Gene Ontology annotation, molecular function: mRNA 5'-diphosphatase activity.
GGAGGAGGGCCGCCGCACGCCUGCUCGGAUUGGCUUCCUCCGCUGGCACUCCGGGACGGGAACGCGUGGGCGGCGCGGCUGGCUGCGGGCGGCCGGGUCGUGGUCCGCCUCCCCGGGUAAAGCGCACCCCCUGCCCGCCCCCGAGGGGUCUGCCCGUCCCUGUCGCCGAAUGAUUGCGUCUAGGAGUGCGGAAACCAUCCUUGCAUACCUCCCCGACUUCUGGACACACCUGCCGUGACGUCUUAACUCCACAGAGGUAGAGGUCCAGGUUGGCGGGCUCUGAGGUAACCAGAUCCUCGAUCUGAAGCCCAGGCAGCCUUCCUCAGCUGAGUUUGGAGCAUCUGGAGGUGGGGGUUUCUCAGGACCUCAUGGAUCGCAGAGGGACCAAGAGAAGAGGGGAAAACAUAGAGGUAGCUGAGCCUCGGAACAAACUCCCCGGCCCAGCACCCUCAAUGCCCACAGACCCCGCCCUGUACUCUGGGCCCUUCCCUUUCUACCGGCGCCCUUCCGAACUGGGCUGCUUCUCCCUGGAUGCACAACGCCAGUACCAUGGAGAUGCUCAAGCCUUGCGCUACUACAGCCCACCCCCUACCAAUGGUCAAGGCCCCAACUUUGACCUCAGAGACGGAUACCCUGAUCGAUACCAGCCCAGGGACGAGGAGAUCCGAGAGGGGCUGGAUCACCUGCUACGUUGGCUCCUGGAUCACCGAGGCCAGCUGGAGGGGGGUCCAGGCUGGCUGGCAGGGGCCAUAGUGACAUGGCGAGGGCACCUGACAAAAUUGCUGACGACACCGUAUGAGCGGCAGGAGGGCUGGCAGCUGGCGGCCUCCCGCUUCCAGGGGACACUGUACCUGAGUGAGGUAGAGACGCCGGCAGCUCGGGCCCAGAGGCUUGCCCGGCCACCCCUCCUCCGAGAGCUUAUGUACAUGGGGUACAAGUUUGAGCAAUACAUGUGCGCAGACAAACCUGGAAGCUCCCCGGACCCCUCUGGGGAGGUUAACACCAAUGUGGCCUUCUGCUCUGUGCUACGCAGCCGCCUGGGAAACCACCCUCUGCUCUUCUCAGGGGAGGUAGACUGUAUAGACCUUCAGGCCCCAUCCACACAGCCCCCCACCUGCUAUGUGGAGCUCAAGACCUCCAAAGAGAUGCACAGCCCUGGCCAAUGGAGGAGCUUCUACAGACACAAGCUUCUGAAAUGGUGGGCUCAGUCAUUCCUUCUGGGCAUCCCAAAUGUUGUUGCUGGCUUCCGUAACCCAGAGGGUUUCAUCUGUUCCCUCAAGACCUUUCCUACUAUGGAGAUGUUCGAGUAUGUCAGGAAUGACCGUGAUGGCUGGAAUCCCUCCGUGUGCAUGAAUUUCUGUGCCGCCUUCCUUAGCUUUGCCCAGAACACAGUUGUCCAGGACGACCCCAGGCUCGUCUAUCUCUUCUCCUGGGAGCCUGGCAGCCCAGUCACAGUGUCAAAACAUCAAGAUGCACCCUAUGCCUUCCUGCCCACGUGGUAUGUGGAAGCCGUGACACAAGACCUCCCAUCACCCCCCAAGACGCCUUCCCCCAAGAACUGAGACUUCAGAGGGGCUGGUCCUGUCUCCGUGUGCACAGAUAAAAGCCUAUUUCUAGGUGGUU